CACCGAACCGAAACACUGAACGAUAAGAAGAAGAGAGAGAGAGAGAGAGUAAAUAAAAAAACAAAGAGUGUUUUCUCUAUAACGAAGUGCUCCUUCCCGCAAAGCAAUGCCUGCCAUCACCUGAAUUCUAUGCUCUUUUCUCGUAACUUUUUCGUUUCUUUCGUCAAUUUCGUACAACUAACUAACACUACUUAAAAUCACAAGCUAUACAAAACUAAAUUCAUCUGCAUUUUGUGUAACCGCAGUGUUCAAGAUCUUGAAGGAUAAUGCUAUUUCUGGAAAAGAUUUUUGAGAGGAAUGUUUGAUCCAGUUUGAAAUAAUCGAUUCUUAAGAUUUUCUCUGCUUCAUUUCGUCUACGAUCGAGUGGAGCAAUCUAUUGCACUAUAAAAGGUUGAUUUUCUGAGAGAAUGGCAUCUUGGGAAAACAUGGGAGAUUUUGCAAAUGUGGCGCAAUUGACUGGGGUAGAUGCUGUGAAGUUGAUUGCUAUGAUUGCGAAAGCUGCAACCACUGCAAGGAUGCAUAAGAAAAACUGCAGGCAAUUUGCACAGCAUUUGAAGUUAAUUGGGAACUUGUUGGAGCAGCUCAAGAUCUCGGAGCUGAAGAGGUACCCAGAAACUAGGGAGCCUUUGGAGCAGCUUGAAGAUGCUCUUAGAAGGUCUUAUAUAUUGGUUAAUAGUUGUCAAGACAGGAGCUACCUUUAUUUGCUGGCUAUGGGAUGGAACAUUGUUUAUCAAUUCAGGAAGGCUCAGAAUGAAAUUGAUCGAUACUUACGUCUUGUUCCUCUCAUUACUCUUGUGGAUAAUGCUCGAGUCAGGGAGAGACUUGAAGUUAUUGAAAAGGAUCAACGUGAAUACACAUUAGACGAUGAGGACCAACAGGCGCAUACGGUUAUUUUAAAACCUGAUCCUGACAAGGAUGAUGCUGCAGUGCUGAAGAAAACUCUCUCCUGUUCGUAUCCAAACUGUUCUUUCACUGAAGCUAUUAAAAAAGAGAAGGAAAAACUUAACCUAGAGCUACAAAGGUCACAAGCAAAUUUGGAUAUGAAUCAAUGUGAAGUGAUUCAACGUUUAUUAGAUGUCACAAAAGUAGCAGAGUAUUCUCUUCCAGACAACUGUUCACCUGAAAAAAGUCAUAAGAAAGAGAAAUACAGUUACUCUAAUGCCAAUGAUGACAAGGGUCUUUCAUCAGAUGAAAAAUACUAUGCAAAAACUGAUAGUACUGUUUCGACAUCAAGAUUUUCCGUUUCCCAAAAGGAUCUGAUGUCAACCGGAGGUUCAUAUCAGCAGGCAGAGUGGCACACUGAUUUGCUUGCUUGUUGUUCAGAACCUUCUCUUUGUCUGAAGACAUUCUUCUAUCCUUGUGGAACAUUUUCAAAGAUUGCUACGGUUGCAAAAAACAGGCCCAUGUCCUCAGCAGAAGCAUGUAAUGAAUUGAUGGCAUAUUCUUUAAUUUUAUCAUGUUGUUGCUAUACUUGCUGUAUAAGGAGAAAGCUUCGGAAGAUGUUGAACAUCACGGGUGGUUUUGUUGAUGAUUUUCUCUCUCAUUUGAUGUGUUGCUGCUGUGCUCUCGUACAAGAAUGGAGAGAAGUGGAGAUCCGUGGGCUUAGUGCUCAUGAGAAGACCAAAACAAGCCCUCCACCUUCCCAGUACAUGGAAUCUUAAGUAACAAAUGAAACUGUCAUUUGGUUGUUUAGGGAUUCAAUGGUCCUAGGAGACAUUAAAUAGAAGCUAUUGGAAUUCUAACAUGAAGGCAGGAACUAUGUAUUUUUAUUCUCACCGUACCUUGCCUCUUUAGAACUACUAUGUAUGUAUAGUAAUUUUGUUGUGUUGUACUAAGAAAAAAAGUAGCUUCUAGAUUUAUCUGGUGUAUCAUUUUUAUUAAUUUGUUUUCCUGGUUUAAUAUAGUUUGAGUUAAUUUCUUGGCAUAUUUUGUUGGAUUUUCUCUUUGGCAAA
This is a messenger RNA of Cicer arietinum (chickpea), 1952 nucleotides long. Its product is annotated as cell number regulator 13-like. Gene Ontology annotation, biological process: cell surface receptor signaling pathway. Lineage: Eukaryota; Viridiplantae; Streptophyta; Magnoliopsida; Fabales; Fabaceae. The record is from RefSeq and is a predicted model, not a curated record.